Magnolia sinica is the source of this 1184-nucleotide messenger RNA. Its product is annotated as protein AGENET DOMAIN (AGD)-CONTAINING P1-like. NCBI's taxonomy places the organism in Eukaryota, Viridiplantae, Streptophyta, Magnoliopsida, Magnoliales, Magnoliaceae. The coding region runs from base 53 to 913 and encodes 286 amino acids. The record is from RefSeq and is a predicted model, not a curated record. The transcript has 3 exons.
AAACCAGAGAAAGACUCUCUCUCUCUCUCUGUGGAAGGAGACAGAGAAGAAAAUGGCGGAGGAGGUGAAGUUCAGCAAAGGGACGGAGGUUGAAGUUCGGAGCGAAGAGCCUGGCUUCGAAGGCUCGUGGUACACGGCCACCGUCCUCCGCUUCAGGUCCACGACUGGUCGUGUCUCCGUCCAGUACCACAGCCUCAUGUCCGAAGAAGACGAAUCCAAGGCAUUGACAGCGGUCGUCGACAUCGCCCACGUCCGGCCUCUCCCACCUGUCGAGGCCGUAGCAGCCUUCGAACCGGGCGAUGAGGUCGACGCAUUCUACAAUGACGGGUGGUGGGACGGCACGAUCAAGGAGGCUGUUGGGGAUUCGAAGUACGUCGUGCAUUUCUCGAGGACGGGUGAGGAGAUGGAGUUUGGGACAUCGGACCUGCGGCACCAUCUGGAUUGGAUUGAUGGGAAAUGGGUUUUGAAGGAUAAGACGGUUCUGCAGAGAAAAUCAGAGACAAAGUUCAGCGAUGGGAUGAUUGUCGAAGUAAGUAGUGAUGAAGAAGGUUUCUGUGGCGCUUGGUUCGCCGCAGUGAUUGUUAAUCCAACUGGGAAGAACAGUUUCCUGGUGGAGUACCAAAACUUGAGAACGGAUGAUGAGGCCGAGCUCCUGAGAGAAACUGUGGAUUCCAAGCUCAUCCGGCCCAUCCCUCCUGACACUUCAAAGGUCAAAAGUUUUGCUCGGCUCGAAGAAGUUGAUGCUUGGUACAAUGAGGCGUGGUGGGUAGGAGUGAUUUCGAAAGUUCUGAAAGGUUCCAAGUACAUUGUCUAUUUCCGACAUUCGAAAGAAGAGCUUGAGUUUCAGCACUCUGAAUUGAGGCUUCAUCAGGACUGGAUCAAUGGCAGAUGGGUCCGUGCUUCUCAGGUAUGAAUUUUCAGGCACUGAAGUUGUAUGAUUAGCGAAGGAAAGAGUAAAUGGGAAAGGCGGAUGGCGUUACACCGGAGAAAUGCCGUGAUCUUGUUGGGACCGAUCAUUCCUGCAUUUUGAUGAUGCUUGAAUCACAACACUGCAAAAUUUUGGUGAAUGUCAUGCAAACAUUGUAUGGAGAAUUUUGCUUUUUGGGUCAUGCAUGAUGUGAAUGGAAGGUGUGGCUGUGAUUGUAGAUUGGUUUUGAAUGGAUGAUUUGUGGUUAGACAUUGAA